Messenger RNA from Dentiscutata heterogama, 213 nucleotides. Lineage: Eukaryota; Fungi; Glomeromycota; Glomeromycetes; Diversisporales; Gigasporaceae. The record is from the annotation of a GenBank genome assembly.
AUGGAUAUAAAUAAAAUAUGUAAUAAAGAAACUAUAGAGCCGUUAAGCCUUAUUUCGUCUUUGGAAGCUGAUUUUAAUUUUGAUACGAAUAUUGAAAAGCCUGUUUUGGGAUCUGAUCUUAUGGGACCAUUGGCAGAAAUUUUACCUACAAAUUAUUCGUACAUAAUAAAUGAAUUUCGUGAAAUCGAUCCAUUAAUUACUGAUGAGAACAUU